CAUCAAAUAAACACAUUAUCCCAAAGAAAGAUCUUAAUCACAUGGGAAGAAGAGGGAGAGAGAGGGGAUGCGCCUGAUUUUCAUUUGGGUAGCAGAUUUAAUGAACGAUGGAGGCUAAUUUGGGUGAAAAUAGGGUUUAGAUGGGAAUGGGGUUGAAGAUGAAGAUGAAGAUGAAGAUGAAGAUGAAGAUGAAGAUGAAGAUGAAGAUGAAGAGAUUUUUGCAUUGAAGAAGACAACAAACAGGUGUUGCCCAAAUUUGGUGAGUUGUAAAACAAGAACAGCGACUUGCCGAACAUCAUACCCUGUUUUCUCUAUUACCUAUCUCACCCUGCGCGGCGCCUUUCUUCUGUGUUCUUGCCUCUCCCAAAUCACUGCCCCAUUCCUUUUCCUUCACACACUUUGCCUCCCUAUUGCUCUUCCACCAAGAAACAUAUUGAUCCCUUUUCUUCUUCUUCUCUCUCUCUCUCUUCUACUAAGUUUUGUUUGAGGGUUCAAUAGUGUUCAUCCAUCAAAAAGAACGGAACCCACUUUUUUCUCCGCGGAUUUUGGUCUCCAAUCGAUUGAUUGUCUCCACAUUUAAGAUCUGUGGAGAUGUCUAGUUUUGAAGGCGUUUUAGUUUCUGAUCAGUGGCUUCAAAGUCAGUUCACUCAAGUGGAGCUUCGAAGCCUCAAAUCCAGAUUUAUAUCGGCUAAGAAUCAAAAUGGAAAAGUGACGACCGGAGAUUUGCCACAAAUAAUGAUGAAUUUGAAGGCAUUUAAAGAAAGGCAUAGUGAAGAAGAGAUCAGGGGAAUCUUGAGCGAGUCAGAUCCUCAGUUGAGCGAUGAAAUUGAUUUUGAAUCCUUUCUCAGGGCAUAUUUAAACUUGCACGGUCGAUCAGCCGAAAAAGUUGGUGGUGCAAACAACUCUUGGUCGUUUCUCAAGGCUAGCACAACCACUCUUCUUCAUACAAUCAGUGAAUCGGAGAAAUCGCUCUAUGUGGCUCACAUAAAUAGCUAUCUUCGAGAUGAUGCAUUUCUAUCGAACUAUCUCCCAUUAGACCCGUAUUCGAAUGAUUUGUUUAAUCUUGCAAAGGAUGGAGUUCUUCUCUGUAAACUUAUCAAUGUUGCUGUACCUGGGACGAUCGAUGAACGAGCUAUCAAUACCAAACGAGUCCUCAACCCGUGGGAGAGAAAUGAAAACCAUACUCUUUGUCUCAACUCUGCCAAAGCAAUCGGCUGCACAGUGGUUAAUAUUGGUACACAGGACUUGGUUGAAGGACGACCGCAUCUGAUCUUGGGAUUGAUUUCGCAAAUUAUAAAGAUCCAACUAUUGGCCGAUCUUAACCUGAGGAAGACGCCUCAACUCUUGGAACUCGUCCAGGAGAGUGGGGAUAUCGAGGAGCUUAUUAAUUUACCUCCCGAGAAGAUUUUGUUAAAAUGGAUGAAUUUCCACCUUCAGAAAGCAGGAUACAAGAAACCUGUUUCAAAUUUCUCAUCUGAUCUGAAGGAUGGAGAGGCUUACGCUUACCUGCUAAACGUUCUUGCUCCCGAACACUGUAGUCCAUCCACAUUGGCUACUAAGGAUCCUAAUGAAAGGGCAAAACUUGUACUUGAUCAUGCAGAAAGAAUGGAUUGUAAAAGAUAUUUGACUCCGAAAGAUAUUGUUGAGGGUUCAUCCAAUUUGAACCUUGCUUUUGUGGCUCAAAUAUUUCACCAACGGAGUGGUUUUGCAGUAGAUGGAAAACAAGUAUCGUACGCAGAGAUGAUGACGGAUGAUGUACUAACUUCUAGAGAAGAACGAUGCUUCCGGCUCUGGAUAAAUAGUCUUGGCAUUGUUUCUUACGUUAAUAAUGUAUUUGAGGACGUCAGGAACGGAUGGAUACUCUUAGAAGCGCUGGACAAAGUUUCUCCAGGGUCGGUUAACUGGAAGCAUGCAUCAAAACCUCCUAUCAAGAUGCCUUUUAAAAAGGUUGAAAAUUGCAAUCAAGUUAUCCGGAUCGGGAAGCAGUUGAAGUUUUCGUUGGUUAACGUGGCUGGAAACGAUAUCGUUCAAGGAAACAAGAAGCUCAUCCUUGCUUUCCUAUGGCAGUUAAUGAGAUUCAAUAUUCUCCAACUUUUAAAGAACUUAAGAUCUUACUCUCGAGGAAAAGAGAUGACAGAUGGUGACAUUCUGAAGUGGGCAAACAGCAAAGUGAAGGGCACGGGAAAGUCUUCUCAAAUCGAGAGUUUUCGGGAUAAGAGUUUGUCAAAUGGAAUAUUCUUCCUUGAUCUGCUAAGUGCUGUUCAGCCUAGAGUGGUGAAUUGGAACCUUGUUACCAACGGUGAAAACGAUGAUGAAAAGAGGUUAAAUGCUACCUACAUUAUCAGUGUUGCACGAAAGCUGGGUUGUUCGAUAUUCUUGUUACCUGAGGACAUAAUAGAGGUGAAUCCAAAAAUGAUCCUCACAUUAACAGCCAGCAUUAUGUACUGGAGCCUUCAACAGCCUGUUGAAGAAAUAGAUAUCUCUCCUUCUCCUGCCACAGCGAGUACCAUUACGGAUAUGUCGACCACCUCAUCGAUAAACGGCGAGGACGAGAGCUCCUCUCUCUGUGGCGAAGUUCUGAACUUAAAUUUAGACGAUACUGGCUCUGAUACCACGGUGUCCUCCGUGAUUGAGAACGAAAGGGAUCUCAUGUGACGGAAGAGUCGUUGGAGUAUGACGAUAAGAAUAUACAUGGACACGAAAAUAAAAAGGCGAAUUUAGAACACAAGCUUCUAAGAAAGAGGCAAGGGUG
Molecule: messenger RNA, 2752 nt
Organism: Cucurbita moschata (crookneck pumpkin)
Lineage: Eukaryota; Viridiplantae; Streptophyta; Magnoliopsida; Cucurbitales; Cucurbitaceae
Product: fimbrin-1-like
Exons: 15
Coding region: 592-2655 (687 amino acids)
Biological process (GO): actin filament network formation; actin filament bundle assembly
Cellular component (GO): cytoplasm; actin filament; actin filament bundle
Molecular function (GO): actin filament binding
Source: RefSeq, a predicted model, not a curated record